Messenger RNA from Cyclospora cayetanensis, 2139 nucleotides. Its product is annotated as inositol transporter 4. The record is from RefSeq and is a predicted model, not a curated record. Gene Ontology annotation, cellular component: membrane. The coding region runs from base 1 to 2139 and encodes 712 amino acids. The transcript is spliced from 10 exons. Lineage: Eukaryota; Apicomplexa; Conoidasida; Eucoccidiorida; Eimeriidae. Gene Ontology annotation, molecular function: myo-inositol:proton symporter activity. Gene Ontology annotation, biological process: transmembrane transport.
AUGGUCGACCAGAAGUCGCUUGCGGAAGCCUUCUCGGACAAGACCACAUCUUCGCUCGGGGGACCACAACCUUCUUUUUCUGUGACCGUCCCUCAGGAUCCAUUACGCGCAACAGAAAAGGGCCCUUCUGCAGAUGGGGAACUAACAGCGGAAGAGAGGAGGGAGAAGGAAAAGGAAUACCAGGCCAUACGAUCAGCGAUUGCGGCCGAUGAACCCUGGUCACCCUACGUGCCCUCACGCUUCGAGGAAUACUUCUCCCGCAUCCCCCUGAAGCCGAAGAGACUCCGAGGGCAUUGCUCCUUUAUUCUUCUCUCCGUUUCGGGGUUUGCUGCCCUGACCGGUCUUCUUAUGGGUUAUGACAUGUGCAUCGUGGCGGUAGUCCUUGAUCCAGUCUCCCAGGAUUUUAAUCUGUGCGGCAGUGCGGAUACUUGCAACGCGAAAACGCUCUUCGUCUCCGUUCUUGCACCUGGAGCCAUGUUAGGAAGUGUGCUUGGUGGCAUAGUGGCAGAUCGGUAUGGCAGGCGGCCAGGACUCCUACUCAGUGACUUUUGCCUUUUUUUGGCGUCGAUUCUGUUCGCCUGCGGCUUUGCUUACUGGAUUGCACUGACUGGACGCUUCUUUGUCGGUGUAGGCGUUGGAACUGGUUUCGUCGUGUAUUCGACGUAUAUGAGCGAAAUAGCACCGACUGACAUUCGCGGCAUUCUAGUUGCAUGCCAGGAAGUUGCACAGUGCACUGGCUGUCUGUUUGCGUACGUCCUUGCGGCCAUCUGGGGUGGAUCUCCCUGGAGAGUUAUGAUGGGUGGUGCUGGAAUCAUCGCUCUUUUGCAGAUUGUGGGCGAGGUCUUCGUGUUACCGGAGAGUCCCCGGUAUUUGUUACGGCACGGACGCGGUUCAGAGGCACGAGCUGCAGCGAUGCGCUUAUUCAACUUCCAGAACAAAGAUCAGCUAGACACGUUCUUGGCAGUCCUUCUCAGAGACAUAGCACAAGAAUUGGAGGAAUUCGUCGACCAGAGAGACGAAGUCCUGAAAACGGGAGUCAAGCAAAACAGUCUUGCCUACUACUUGUAUAAGUACAAAAUGCUCGUUGUCGCCAACGCCAGGCCGAUGUUCAUAGCCGUCGGGUGCGCUGUUGCCCAAAAUCUGACUGCUGCAAAUUCUGUCAUUUACUUUGCGAUCGAUAUCUUCAAGAUGGCGGGGAUUGAAGAUCCAUACCUCGCGGGAGCGGGCGUCGGAGCCAUGAAGUUCAUGGGGGUUAUCUGUUGCCUCUGUUUGGUGGAGAGGAUUGGCCGGCGUGUUUUGCUGCUCAUUGGUUCGUUUGGAUCCAUGGCUUGUCAUCUUAUCAUGGGCUCUGGCUUCCUGCUCAAGGAUUUGCGCAUGGCAUCUCUUUCCGGGAUGUCUGCUGCGGAUGAGGCGGCUGCCCUUAGCGGUCCCACAACGCUGCUUGUCGUUGGGAUGCUGGCCUUUAUGUUUCUUUGGAACAUAUCAUGGGCAGCGCUCAUGUUUGUUGUGGCCAGUGAGGUUCUUCCCAAUGGGUCCAGAGGCAUUGGGAUGGGCAUGACGAUUACUGCCUUCUGGACAGUUGCUUUCAUCAUGCAGUCGACCCUCGAGCCACUCUUCAUGGCUAUCACCAUUGCCGGGACUUUCUUCUUAUUUUCGGGCUUGAGUGCGUUAGCUGGGAUGUUUGUGUACUUUUACGUCCCCGAGGGCAAAGGCGUUGGACUAGAGGAAAUGGUACAUGUGAGCGCACGGAGAUCCCGUAUGACUCCUGAGGAACGAGCUGCUGUCAAUGAACGGACUAGGGCGAAUGCUGCCCUGGCUGCUGAGGGUGCAGCGGCUGGCGCUGCUGGAAGGGCUACUGCGCGCGCUGCUAGGGCUGCUGCUGCAGAAGCCAACACGGCCGCUUUGCAUGACGCAGAAGCAGGCUCUGAAGUGCAUUCCAUGAUUCAAGAGAACGAUCAAGCGCAGAAAGACUGGGAACAAAGCAGCGAUACGCAGGAGGAAGAGGCGAAAGAGAGUGGUCUCAACGAGCAAGCCUACAGCGGCACCCCGUACAAUGCUGAGACAGAAGAGGUCCGAGUGGGUUUGCAGAACAGACGCGCACCAGACCACGACAUUUCAACCAACACUGCGGGUUUAUGA